CUUCACAGCAAUUAGAAGAGAACGAGUGUCAAUAAAUUUCCAAAAGGUAUGGAAGUGAAUUUGUAAAUAUAGCGACUUUUGCGCUCCGUUUGUGAAAUCCUCGAAGCCGAAUGCUGAUGUUGCACGCGCAAGAGAAGCAAUGUAUCAUCAACAAUCGGAGUUGUUUUUCUUCGAUCAGUGUGGCACGAGACGAAAGUACAAACGCUUUCGAAAGCCAACCGAGUUGUUACCGUUUUCGUUACGACUCACGGGUCUCAGUGGAGCGGUUAAAGUUGAAGCCUAUCUUAAACAACAGCAACAGAAGGCUGGUGACGCGGCACAAGGGAAGGAAAAGAGUUUUGCGGCUGAAAACAGCGAGACACCCGAGUCUCGGCCGGCUGGUGCGCUUAACAACUUCCCUCUACCCAAAGCUGAUCACUCGGCAGAGAUCGACGGUAAAAGACCACAUCCUGCUGGUGGGAAAUUAUUGAAUUUACCAGACAUCGGUUUAAACUCAGGAGGGUUUAAUUCUCCACCAGCGAUUAGGAGUUUUGAACAACUGGAAGGAGACGAUGACGAAGAAGACACUCAGAGAUUCUUGUUCGAGGAGAACAAGUUCGCCUCCCAAAAUCUGCUAGCCCAGCUGGGACGGUUACUCGAUCAGAUUCAUCAACAACAAUUAGAAGAACUAGAGGAAAUUGAAUCAACUAGUUUACAUUUUUGUCGGGUUGCAAGUCCUGUAGCUGAAGUUGGAGAAGAUAGCAUUGUUUCUGAAACUAUUCGCAGUGGGGGAGUUGUAAUUUCUUUACCGGACGACUUGUACAAAAAGCUAAGUGCUAAUUUCGAAGAACUUUCAGCUGGAGCUUUAUAUCUGCGACGUGAGUGGCAAACUACAAGCUACAGAGAACAAGCGAUCUUGCAGAAACGUCUAGGGCUCAUGUCUGAAUCGAAUACCAAUGUAGACGCUUCCAAAUCGGGCCACGAUAAAUCGUCGCCGUCCACAGGAAUAAUGGAUCACAACAAAACGAUAAGCGAUGAUAAGUUAGCGGCAAUUAGAGCAUCCGAAUCAAAAGAUAAGCGAAGACAAUCGACUUUUGGAGAAUCUCUUUCUAAAUUAGACACCACAGAUGAACUCAAUUUAGGAUCACAAACUCCUGCGACAGAUCACAGCCAUUCUGACAAUCAACCUCGUCGAGAGUCUUCACGUCUUUCGUUUAACUUUGGGAAAAAAACACGGUUGGAAAAGUUCAAAGCAUUAAACGAUAAAGCUUUAAGUGAGAAAAAAAAGGCAGGUCUUGAUGAGGAUGAUGACACUCAGAAUGACAAUGAUGUUACUUCUGCUUAUGGGAUUGGGCAACCAACAGUUAUCAACUUUUCCUUGCUCUCUAAGACCUGUGAAGAAAAAGGUUGGAUACUUCAUCAAGAUGACGCUGAUGAUCUUGAAAGGCAGACAUUGUUGGAAUGGGCUCGUUCAAGGUUACAGCAAGUUAUCAGAGAAAAGGAAGAAAUGAAGGAAAAAGCAAGAGAACUUAAGAUAGAUGGCCCGCUAGUUACCAAGUUUUAUGGUGACACCCAAAGGGAGGCAACCAUGAAAUACAAGAAAGGGGUGUCAUGGGCAAAACGGUGGAAAAAUUUGUCUGAAGAGGACAAAAGACCGAAGUUCCUUACUUCUCUACCUGAUGGCACCUCCUGUUGCUACUACCCAUCUGGUCGUAUAGCAAUGUGUGCUAGUUAUCCAGGCCCUAAUACACCAGGACGAUACACUGUUGUCUAUGGAGACUCUGCAGACAGCCCAAUGCUGGCUACAUUUGUGGCGUCUGGCCAGGGGUGUUGUUACCACAAGAAUGGAAGCAUCAGAUUUGUUUCAACUGUAAAAUUUGGAGCCAUCAUGGGAGAGGAUGGUAACAUAGAGCAGAAGUGGAAAUGGCCUUUGGGAAGACUACAGACAACUGUUGUUGUGCAGCUGAAUAACUUCAUUAAUCUUCGCUGUGUGAGUCAGGCUGGUAUAACUUUGUACUUCAGUUGUCAGAAUGAGACAGCUAAGUUCCACGUUGGAAUGCCACAAGGAUCAAAGCCUGUCAAACUUACUGAACUGGGGUAUCUUCAAACAAACAUGAAGUUUUCAUCAAAUGCAGCCAUGGUGUCCAUGAAGCCAAAGACGAAGAAGAAAGAAGAAAAGAGGAGAAGAAAAGCGCAGAAACUGAAAAACCCAGGAACUAUCUCCGCAGAAGUACUCGAGUUGCGCCAACAAGAAUUAGAAGAGAAGUUUCCAGAGAGAAAGGAACUGGAUUUAGACGCACCAUGGCAAAUGGAUCUAUUGAAACUCCAGCGGAAAGUAAAGGGCCUGAUUUUUGACUGGAUGGAACAUUAUCGUGUAGCUGUUGGCAUAUCCCCUCCAUUCCGUUUUUCGUCCCGUUCAAAACGCCGUGCCAUGUCACAUUCCGCUCGAUCGAUGCCAGGUGCUCUUCCUUCAGGGUUCGAGGCGACAAGGGCCUUUAUACGUCGAUCUCCCUCGGCACCCCCCAUCCCGCAUCCUAAAGGCAAAUCUUGGUACCGUUCUAGUUCUCAGUUGGGCACACGUCCGCAUAGCUCAGUAGAGAAAAGCAAGGUUACGCGGAUUGAAGACAGCAGAAGUGUAACUAUUGAAGUACCAACCAGGGACAUGCAAAGUUCAAGGAUCGCCAGUAAAGUUCCCUCUGCAGUUUCAGGUUCUCACAGUCCGACGCACACCACACCACGGAGCCCUUUCCGCUGUGGAGUGACACAGCAGGCUCGCGUUGCCACUCCUCCGAGAAGUGGGUGUCCUGUCGCUUUGAGAUCUGAGGUGCUCGGAGAGAAAGAUCCACAAUGCAGAUGUGAUCGUCGGAAGAUUCCUCUCGUCACGGACUUGGAGUACGACUGUUUUAUUACUGAGCACGUACCCAGGACUCAACUGCUGGUAGUCAGUGUCACGUCAUCUCAACACCCCGAUGCAAAUCCUUGUGACAGCAUGCUGGAUCAACUGUUCCACGAGAAAAACCGUAACAGGUCUCUACCUUGUGUACAGGCACAGAAUGAUCCUUUCCGAUUGGUACGUUACGACAUUUCAUCAGCAUCGCACUUUGGUACUCAGUCCCAGCCUCUUCUUCUCAGACGACAUAACGCCGUUCCAGGAAUGUUCUUGAUGUACACUGGUGGAAGACUUUUAUUUGCUGAUCAUAUUUUCAAUGGUUAUGGAAAUGCCAAAAAAGAUUUCCUCAAACAGAUAAUGCGAACAAGGAAGGACGCUCUGGAGGGCAAAUCCCUCCCAGCCGACUUCCGUUUGAGUCCUACUCGCGGUCGUUCAGGCCCAAGAGCUGCCUGGGGCGGAGAGAUCGGUGGUGUGAAAAUAAGUGAACGAGCUCUUAACAUGAGUCCAGCUUUCCGAGAAAUGCAAGUGUCUCACAGCAACACAAGGCUGGAUUCUGCAGCCACGACUGCAUCUUUAGGUUCAAUUUCUGUUGAUGUCAGGGGUGGAGCUAAUUCAGCGGCAAGUUUUGUCAAUUUUGGUUUGUCAAUAGACAGUCCAUAUCCGAUGAACUCUAAAAAAUGGAUGACUACUUCAGAGACAAUCCCUGAACAUCGUCGAGUACAGACAUCAGCCUGGUAGCCUAAAACUAAAACGAGAUAGAUAAUAAAAAAGUUUAUUGAGAUAGAUAAAUUCUUAUUUAUUUCUACUACUUCGCAGAACUCAGUAUCAAAGAGGAAAUAUUUUUGUCACCGCUUAUUUUAAGAGUACAAGUUUAUUCAUUA
Messenger RNA from Pocillopora verrucosa, 3750 nucleotides. The record is from RefSeq and is a predicted model, not a curated record. Lineage: Eukaryota; Metazoa; Cnidaria; Anthozoa; Scleractinia; Pocilloporidae.